Etheostoma spectabile (orangethroat darter) is the source of this 1304-nucleotide messenger RNA. RefSeq lists its product as uncharacterized. Lineage: Eukaryota; Metazoa; Chordata; Actinopteri; Perciformes; Percidae. The record is from RefSeq and is a predicted model, not a curated record. Gene Ontology annotation, molecular function: cytokine activity. Gene Ontology annotation, biological process: positive regulation of tyrosine phosphorylation of STAT protein; cell surface receptor signaling pathway. Gene Ontology annotation, cellular component: extracellular region. The transcript is spliced from 5 exons. Bases 126 to 797 code for a protein of 223 amino acids.
AACAGAGAGGGAGAGAGAGAGAGAGAGAGAGAGAGAGAGAGAGGAAAAAAAGAAAAAACUCCAGACCUGUCAGAAACGAAAGCAACACGACACAUAUAUAAACUGUACAUGAGUCUCACUAUAGUAUGAAGGUAUCUUGCUUUGUUCACUGCUGCUCCAAGAUGACUGUUUGGUGGCGGGAUCUCGUCUUCCUUUGCUGUGUACUCAACUGUGUGGAGUCCUCUUCUCCAUCUCCAGUCCUCCAGAGGAAUAAAUAUAACAACUCCUUUCAUCUCACGAGGUCCACCCGAACCCGUGUCCAGCUGCUGCAGAGGAAAUAUAAGGAGCAGCAGUUGGGUAACAAGCAUUUUGAGGACAAAAGCCGGCAGUUGAAGGAACUGCCAUUGCUUUCUACAGAUUUCUACAGCUGGUUAAAUCUGACGGACUGGGAACGACUGCAUGCUGCUUUCUGGGACAUGCACGUCUUUUGGAAUAUGCUGGAGUGUAAGAGAAAACAGCUGGAGAAGGAGGAGAAAGAGCAUAUGGUGGUGCGGGCGUUCGGCACCACUUUACCUCGGGGCAUCAGGCACAUUCAGCUGGACCUGAGGGACCUGAUGAGCCAAGUCAGCAGUCAGAUGAGUUACAUGAAGAGCUCUUGGAAGAAGCCAACCUCUCCUACAGCCUUGAGCCCACAAACCAGAUCAAAAACAGUAUGGGACAGCCGAGUGGAGGGUUACAUCAUUCUGAGGGAUCUAGACCUUUACCUCACUAAGCUGGCAAGAGACUUCCUCCUACUGGCUUCAAAAACACACCUAUGACACACACACACACACACACACACACACACACACACACACACACACACACACACACACACACACACACACACAGGCUGAACUUACAAUCAGCACCCUAAGAAUAAUAGUUUUAACUCCAAUUAGUGCUUUAUGGGCAUUGUCAUGGAGCUCUCAUUUAAGCCAGUCACAAUCUUUUUCUUCUUCUUGGGUAUUUCCCACAGUUUCUUUCUCACCUCUAACUGUAAGUUAGCAGUACGCUCCCUCAACAGAGAGACACUUACCAACAUCCUGUUUUUCCCCCAAGCCCUCAGCCUCCUGGACUUUCCAAAGAUAUAUGUACUAUUUAUUGACCUAUUUAUUAACAUACUAUUUAUUUCAAAGUAGUUUAUUUUAUUUCUCUUAUAAUAUAGAGAUACAGUGUUUAAAAUGAUAUUUGAUACAAGUGAAAAUAUAUUUAUGUAUGACUGUCAAUAAAGCGAUGAAGCAUUUAAAACAGUGACGACUUCAUGUUAUGAUUUUCUACUCUUU